Durusdinium trenchii is the source of this 1077-nucleotide messenger RNA. The record is from the annotation of a GenBank genome assembly. NCBI's taxonomy places the organism in Eukaryota, Dinophyceae, Suessiales, Symbiodiniaceae.
AUGGACUUCGAUGGCAAGGAUGUGAAGAUGCUGGAUUUGCGAGUCUUUGAGUUCUCUGAUUUGGGAAUAUUCCAAAAAAGUGCAAUGUACUUUGUUGGUGCGGAUCUCUUCGGCAUCUACGAGGAAUCUGAAGUAAAGAGUCCCGAGAAGAGUCCAAUGGAGAAGUCGGUCAAGGAAGUUCCGACCUCUACAAGGCUCGUGCGGACUGCCUCCAUGAUUUCGCCCGAUGAAGUGCUGAAGGAGUUGUCGAUGUGGGAACUUGAAAGACGCACAAAUCUCUUCAAGUCUCAUUGGAAAGCGCCGUAUUGGCCACAUGAUGGUGCGGCCAAGAUGAAAUGGGUCGCCUUGGAAGGCAAUGCUUACAUACGCCAUCCCUUCAUCCCUGUGAGCAUGGCAGAGGAGAAGAUUGCCGUUAUGGGCAACACGGGAUGGCUGCCUUAUUGUGGAUCCGUGAGCUUUGUACGGCGAAGGUGUUGGCAGCCGUGCUUCUACACGGAUGCUGAUGAUGACGCAGCUCCGGCAACUGCAAAAGAGACCAUCUUCGAGCAGGUUCUUGGUGAAAUCUCUCUGGAGCUUCUCGGCCAGUCAUUGGAAAGUGAUGAUUGGAAAGAUCCAGAUUCCUUGAUGGCCUUCUACUGGGAGGAGACCGGUGCCAUGGACCUGGACAUAAGCCCCUGGAGUGAUGGCAGUAGCUUUGCAUCAGCGGUGAAGGGAAAGGUCCGAACGAUUGAAAUGCGUUCUCCAGAGACAAGAGUGCAGAGUACAUGGCACAUUGUUGUCCUGCCAGACCAGGUUCUACUUGAAAGUGUGACAAUGUCGCUAGAUGUUCCUUGUGGCACCAUGUUCAACGUCAUUUCCUGCGACAGCUUCACUAUCAAGGAUGGAAAACUCAAGAUGUCAAGGACUGUGGUACCGCGGGCUCCUCCUGUUGGCUGUAUCCCAAAGUCACGUUGGGCUAUUGGAAUAAGUCGGAGUGUCAGACAGUUUCCAUUGGUGCUUCUUCAACUCACAAUCCCUCCAAACUUGCAUGUACUGUCAUGGUGCUGGCAGUUGGCACUGCUGGUGCGAGCCACUUAA